Funneliformis caledonium is the source of this 331-nucleotide messenger RNA. The record is from the annotation of a GenBank genome assembly. Lineage: Eukaryota; Fungi; Glomeromycota; Glomeromycetes; Glomerales; Glomeraceae.
AUGAAUGAUAUUGACUUAACUAGUUAUGAUAGUACAACAUUCCAUCAACUUGUUGUAUUUGAUGAGUAUAAUGAAUUUAGAUCAGCUGUAGACAUACUUAAUAAUUUGUGUGAUAAUUCACUUUCUUAUCAUGACAUUCUUAGAUCAAAACGCUCUGCAGAUCAUAUUUUUGCCUUUUAUCUUACAGUUCAAUUAUCAACAUUGAUCUUUGAUUGUUAUUCAUAUAAUACAAUUGCUAAUUGGAUCAAAAAAAGACGAAAACUAGAUUCGGAUAAUUUUGAACAUCGUCUCAUCAACCUUAGUAGUGAUCUGGCAACCUCAAAACUCAAAG